Messenger RNA from Rodentolepis nana, 1161 nucleotides. The record is from the annotation of a GenBank genome assembly. NCBI's taxonomy places the organism in Eukaryota, Metazoa, Platyhelminthes, Cestoda, Cyclophyllidea, Hymenolepididae.
AUGGGUUUGGGAGUUCUAUUCGACUUUAGAUGCGUGGGCGAGGGUCGGAUGUACCAUACGCAAGCGGUGACCUUAAUGCGUCUUGCUGAUUUGCCCGCUGGAUUUGCCUCCGCGGCGUCCUUUGUCGAUUUGCCCGCUUCUAUCGACAUCGUACCUUUGCGUCCAGAUUUCUCAAUCAAUGUCGAAAUCUACUGUCUUCAGACAGGUGCAGAUAAGGACAACGACACAAUUAGCGGUUGCGGUCUUCUUUCUACUCCCCUCUCAAGGUCUGUUAGGGCAUCUGCUCUCGCAGUCUCACCCAUCACUUCUUCGGCGAAAAAGUGCUUGGGAAUUCGUAACCUUCUUUCUUCAAAAUCUCGCAAGCAAAAGCGUCGAUUCUCCGGCGUCCCCACUGAUCUAUCGGCCGCCUUCACCCUCCUCUCCUCAGUUCAAAUUCACCACACUGAUGAUCUUCUCUAUGGCAGGUACCCACCAACAAGGGAUCUUUUUUCAUCUGUCGUCCAGUCUGAAGUUUUGUCCGGUGUAGAAAUGCCCCUAAUGUUGCUUGGUCUACCCAGAUCGACUCCACUUACUGGGCGUGUUGGAAUGUGUGAUGUUGCGGUGAGGCUCCAAUCAUCGGUUCUGAAACGAGGUUUCUUGACCAUUUUCGACGAAUCUGGAGGCAUGGGUGUCUGGACCCGAUGUUGGUGCAAACUCACUGCGGACCAGCUGGUCUACUGGCGUUACCCGGAGGAUGAAGAGGCGGGAGGAAGACCUAUUGGACGUCUCGACAUGCGAUGUAUUGUUCACCCAUGGGCUGUCCAGGCUCCACGUAAAAUAUGCGUCCGUGCGAACUCUAUCUACAUUCGAUCGUUGAUUAGUAUCAGCCCUAAUCUAGUUCCCCUAAUCAAGGAGGAUAAUGAGAGUUGUGCCACCAGGAGUAUUCUUUUUCAUGCCUCUACUGAUAACCGGUGGAUGGAACAACGCCAUCUAAUGUGUGCUGAUUCCGUGGCAGAAGUAGAUUCAUGGGUGAAGGAAUUCAACCGAGGUAUACAAGUUCUUCAUCGUUGGAUGCCCGAACACUUCACACGUUUGGCUCACUACGACGCGAAUCUGACCUGCACCGAGCCCGUCUCUGCCAAAUUUGCCACCAGAUUCAAGUGUUCACCCUCUCAUCAGUAA